This is a messenger RNA of Triticum dicoccoides, 1113 nucleotides long. RefSeq lists its product as uncharacterized. The coding region runs from base 43 to 747 and encodes 234 amino acids. The record is from RefSeq and is a predicted model, not a curated record. Lineage: Eukaryota; Viridiplantae; Streptophyta; Magnoliopsida; Poales; Poaceae. The transcript is spliced from 3 exons.
CCCACCCCCGACCCGCCUGUCCGUUCCCCUCCUCCCUCUCCCAUGGACGACCUCUCGCCGCGCCUGGGGCUGGCCGAAUCCGACGCGGCGGCGGACGGCAAGAUGGCCAACGGCGAGGCCUCCGACGACGCCCGCGCCGUCGAGGUCUCCGGCGGCGUCUCCGAGGACACCCUCCCCGCGGUGCUCCGCGGCUUCGUGGACGGCGUCUGGCCGCGGCCCGGCGACGGCGGGGAUCCGCUGCUGCGGCGCCUCCGCGCGGCGACCUGCGAGGCCGCGCCGCGGCUGCGGGACGCCUCCAGGAACUCGGCCCGCGACCUGCUCGCCUGGACCAAGCAGGGCAGCGGCCUCCGCGCCAUCCUCGUCAUCUCGGUCGGAACAAUCACGAUGAUAUCACUGACUGGCCUGCUGAUUUUCAUGUCCUUCCUGCUGGUCGCGACCGCUAAUGCCAUUAUUGUUUCAGUUCUUAUGUCCUUGGCAGCUGCUGGAGGAUUCCUGGCCUUGUUUUUUGCUUGCUUGGUUGCAGUGUAUGUCGGAGCAGUAUCAAUUGCCAUAUUCGUCAUCUCUGCCACUGUUAUCUCUGCAAUUGUUGGAGUCAUGAUUGCUACUGGCUGGAUCGGAUUCUUUUGGAUGAUUUGGUUUGCCGCAAGGAAGAGCCUGGACCUUACCAAGCACUCAAUCGGCAUGACGACCUCUGCUAUGCAGUCGUAUUCAACUUCUCGGAGUGUGGGGCAGAAGUCCAUAGACUGACUAAGAUAGCAGCAAGUGGUUUAGCUACACAGCGCUGUCUGUUAUCGCGUGAUGUUUCCGCCUCGCUGCCCUGCUGUUGUUGUGUUAUAUAUGCUGCCUAAAGCGUGUCGUGUGCGAGUCACCGCUUGUCGAGUAUGUUAUUUCGAGUAGAGGACAUGAAUCCGUGUAUAGUUAUCCCGGUCUAGUGUAAGGUAUCCUCGCGUCCCUGAACUUUCGGCAUCCUGUGUUGUAUGCUCGUAGUAACGAAUAAGGCAAUAAUGCCGGCGAGUGCGGGCUAGGUUGUGGUGUUGUGCUGUAAAUGGAGGUGUCCUCCGUGGCUAUGUUGAGGCAUAGAGUGAUAAAAAAAGACAGUAGCUGUCAAUUUCA